Messenger RNA from Oncorhynchus nerka (sockeye salmon), 3536 nucleotides. Its product is annotated as sodium-driven chloride bicarbonate exchanger-like. Gene Ontology annotation, cellular component: plasma membrane; basolateral plasma membrane. The record is from RefSeq and is a predicted model, not a curated record. Gene Ontology annotation, biological process: bicarbonate transport; monoatomic anion transport; transmembrane transport. NCBI's taxonomy places the organism in Eukaryota, Metazoa, Chordata, Actinopteri, Salmoniformes, Salmonidae. Gene Ontology annotation, molecular function: sodium:bicarbonate symporter activity; solute:inorganic anion antiporter activity; monoatomic anion transmembrane transporter activity. Bases 172 to 3429 code for a protein of 1085 amino acids. The transcript has 26 exons.
GAGUGGUGCGUUUGUAAGUCGGUUCCUGGCAUGUUGAGAGGGUAGAUUGCUUAGCCGCGUGUGUGCCUGUCCCGGCAGCAGAGGCACGCUGGUGCUACGGAGCUCAGCUCGGCUCAGCCUCCUCUCUUCGGCACAGCAGCACUCUUAACUACAAGAGGAAAGGGAAAGGUCAUGCAUUCUGCUGGAGGCUUGGAUCCCAACAGUCGCUUUUAUUCUUUAAAGAGAAAUGAUGAAGAGGCUGUGGUGGACAGAGGUGGAACCCGGUCCAUGCUGAAAACCAACUUUGAAAAGGAGGAACUCGAAGGUCACAGGACACUCUACAUCGGGGUACAUGUCCCCCUGGGAAGGAAGAGCCAUCGGAGGCAUCGGCAUCAUGGACAUAGACACAGGAAGAGGAGCAGGGAGCGGGACUCUGGAGUGGAGGAUGGAAGAGAGUCUCCCACAUACAACACGCCAUCCCAGAGAGUGCAGUUCCUCCUGGGCACAGAGGAUGACGACGAGGAGCACAUCCCCCAUGACCUCUUCACUGAGCUGGACGAGAUCUGCCUGAAAGACGGAGAGGAAGCAGAGUGGAGGGAAACCGCCAGGUGGCUGAAGUUUGAGGAGGAUGUGGAGGAUGGAGGGGAGCGCUGGAGUAAGCCCUACGUGGCCACGCUGUCCCUGCACAGCCUGUUCGAGCUGCGCAGCUGCAUCCUCAAUGGCGUCGUGCUGCUCGACAUGAGGGCCAACUCCGUGGAGGAGGUAGCAGACAUGGUGUUGGACCAGCAGGAGACCACAGGUCCACUGGGGGACGAGGUGAGGAAGAAGGUGAGAGAGACCCUCCUCAAAACGCACCAUCACCAGAACCAGAAGAAGUUGGCCAAUCGCAUCCCCAUUGUCCGCUCCUUCGCUGACAUUGGCAAGAAGCAGUCCGAGCCCCACUCCAUGGACAAGAACGGUCAGGUGAUUUCUCCCCAGACCUCUCUGCCCGUCCCCAAUGAUGGCAAAGCUGAAGUGAGCAGAGAGAACAGCGCUGUGGACUUCAGUAAGAUAGACCUCCAUUUCAUGAAGAAGAUUCCGCCGGGAGCGGAAGCGUCCAACGUGUUGGUGGGUGAGGCGGAGUUCCUAGACAAACCUGUGGUGGCGUUCGUACGUCUCUCACCUGCGGUCAUGCUCAACGGGCUGGCUGAGGUCCCCAUCGUCACCAGGUUCUUGUUCAUUCUGCUGGGGCCUCUUGGGAAAGGGCCACAGUACCAUGAGAUUGGCCGAUCCAUUGCAACUCUCAUGACAGACGAGGUUUUCCAUGAUGUCGCCUACAAAGCGAAGGACCGCACUGAUCUGAUUGCUGGAAUCGAUGAGUUCCUUGACCAAGUGACUGUCCUGCCACCGGGGGAGUGGGAUCCCUCUAUAAGAAUAGAGCCACCAAAAAACGUACCGUCUCAAGAGAAGAGGAGGAGUGCAGCGCAGUGCGGCACAGACCCAGGGGAUGAAGAGGAGGAGGACGAGGGACAUGGGGGUCCGGAGCUGCAGCGGACAGGACGAUUCUGUGGUGGUCUCCUGUUGGACAUCAAACGCAAGGCGCCGCACUACCUGUCUGACUACACAGACGCUCUCAGCCUGCAGUGCUUGGCCUCCUUCCUCUUCCUGUACUGUGCAUGCAUGUCGCCUGUCAUCACGUUCGGGGGCCUACUCGGAGAGGCAACAGAAGGACGCAUAAGUGCAAUCGAAUCGCUUUUUGGCGCCUCAAUGACGGGAAUAGCCUAUUCCCUGUUUGCUGGCCAGCCACUCACCAUUUUGGGCAGCACAGGGCCUGUACUGGUGUUUGAGAAGAUAUUGUACAAAUUCUGCAAGGAGUAUGGUUUAUCCUACCUCUCACUGAGAACCUGUAUAGGGCUGUGGACAGCGUUCCUCUGCCUGGUCCUAGUGGCCACAGAUGCCAGCUCCCUGGUCUGUUACAUCACCCGCUUCACAGAGGAGGCCUUCGCCUCGCUCAUCUGCAUCAUCUUCAUCUACGAGGCCUUGGAGAAGCUCAUCCACCUGGGGGAACACUACCCCAUCAACAUGAACAACAACCUGGACAAACUCACACAGUACUCGUGUUCUUGUGUUGAACCUCCGGAUCCAAGCAAUGCCACCAUACAGUACUGGGAGCAGAACAACGUCACUGCUUCUGAGGUCUACUGGGAGGCACUCGAGGUUAAGGACUGCAUGGAGAAAAGAGGAGAGUUUGUGGGCAGUGCCUGUGGCCCUCACGGACCCUAUAUUCCAGAUGUUCUCUUCUGGUCCGUGGUUCUCUUCUUCUCCACUGUCUUCAUGUCAGCGUUCCUAAAGGAGUUCAAGUUCAGCCGUUACUUCCCCACCAAGUUGAGAGCCGUCAUCAGUGACUUUGCUGUGUUCAUCACCAUCUUUACCAUGGUCCUGGUGGACUAUGCCUUAGGGGUCCCAUCUCCAAAACUAAAAGUCCCCAGUGUGUUCAAGCCGACCAGAGAUGACCGUGGUUGGUUGAUCAGCCCGUUAGGCGGCAACCCUUGGUGGACCACCAUCGUGACAGUGAUCCCUGCUCUGCUCUGCACCAUCCUCAUCUUCAUGGACCAGCAGAUCACCGCGGUCAUCAUCAACAGGAAGGAGCACAAACUAAAGAAAGGCUGCGGGUACCAUUUGGACUUGUUCGUGGUGGGUGUCAUGCUGGGGGUAUGUUCCAUCAUGGGUUUGCCCUGGUUCGUGGCUGCCACCGUUCUCUCCAUCUCCCACGUCAACAGUCUGAAGCUGGAGUCGGAGUGCUCGGCCCCCGGGGAACAACCCAAGUUCCUGGGCAUCCGCGAGCAGCGCUUCACUGGCCUCAUGAUCUUCCUACUCAUGGGCUGCUCGGUGUUCAUGACCUCUGUGCUCAAGUACAUUCCCAUGCCUGUGUUGUAUGGAGUAUUCCUAUACAUGGGAGCAUCUUCGCUCAGAGGAAUACAGUUGUUUGACCGUCUGAAGCUGUUUGGCAUGCCAGCCAAGCACCAGCCUGACUUCAUCUACCUGAGACACGUUCCCCUGCGGAAGGUCCAUCUCUUCACCAUCAUCCAGCUCAGCUGCCUGGUCAUGCUCUGGGUCAUCAAGACCUCCAAUUAUGCCAUCGUCUUCCCCAUGAUGGUGUUGGCGCUGGUGUUCAUUCGGAAAUUGAUGGAUUGCUUCUUCACCAAGAGAGAGAUGAGCUGGCUGGAUGAUCUAAUGCCAGAGAGUAAGAAGAAGAAACUGGAGGAUGCUGAAGAAGAGGAGGAGGAGCAAAGUAUUUUGGGAGAGGAAGAUGGAGUAGUGCAGGUGCCGUUAGAAGGAUAUCAAAAGAGUGAAUCUGCACUCAACAUCACUGAUGAAAUGUCCAGAGGCUCUUUUGGAAACACGUGGAAUGUCAACUCUGACAACUCUAAAAAAGAGCUAGACUCAAAAAGUUCCCUCAUAUCCUCAUAGAUGCUGAAUCCCCCAAAGCUUAUCCAAGAACAGUGGUAGGAAAGAAAAGAAGAGAAGAAAGAUGAGGAAGGGCUGCUUCGACAGGGAGUCAAGUUUAUGACGUUUCC